This is a messenger RNA of Ipomoea nil (Japanese morning glory), 1524 nucleotides long. RefSeq lists its product as uncharacterized. The record is from RefSeq and is a predicted model, not a curated record. NCBI's taxonomy places the organism in Eukaryota, Viridiplantae, Streptophyta, Magnoliopsida, Solanales, Convolvulaceae. The transcript has 2 exons. The coding region runs from base 1 to 1524 and encodes 507 amino acids.
AUGGAGGCUGUAGUGGUGGAGCGAUUAACACGUCAACUAAUCGCUGCUGCAGUGGAGCCGUGCCUCUGUGGAGCACACACUUUAGAGAGACUGGUGGAGACCGGAAACUGGAGCGGUGGUCCGUUGGAGGUCGGAGGAGAUGCCGUCGAGCAAACGGAGGAGACGUCAUGGAGCAAACAAAGGAGACGCCGACACGGAUGUCGCCAGGUCGGAGCAGACGGAGUUGCCGAACGCAGGUUUCAAGGUCAACAAGGUUACAAAGGGAAUUAUCAAGGGACUCAGCAACAGUGGAGACCGAAUCAAGGAUAUCAUGGUCAAGCAAGUUAUCAAGGCCAUCAAGGAGGGCCUAGUCAAUUUGGGUAUCAUGGAAAUCAACCUCAUCCACCAAGACCAACAACUGAGGCACCUAAGGGGCGAAGUUUGGAGGAUUUGUUUCAAGCUAUUCAAAAUUUGAAUGCCAAAGUUGAUCAAGUGGUUGCUCAUAACAAAAUGCUUGAAAACCAAAUUGCAAACCAAGCUUCACCAUCAAGAAACAAGGUUAUUGGAAAGUUACCGGCAUAUUCUGAAAAUCCCAAGGAUCAAGUGAAUGCCAUUACAACUAGGAGUGGAAAACAACUUCAAGAUCCACCCUUAGUACUUGAGAAGAAACUAGAAGAAGUGGUGGAGGAAAGAGAGCCCGAGGAGAAAGUGCUAGAGGAUGCUCAAGAUUUAGAAGGUGAAACACUUCAAAUGGGAAAUGGAAACAAGAAUAAGGAGGUUGAGAAGUACACUCCCCCUCUACCAUUUCCUCAACGCUUGAGAAGAGUCAAUCUUGAUGAAAGGAAAAUCAAAUUCUUUAAUUUGAUUAAGCAACUUGACAUCUCCAUCCCCCUUCUUGAUGUCGUGACUCAAAUUCCUUCAUAUGCUAAAUUCUUGAAGGAGAUUCUAUCCAAUAGAAGGAAGUUUGAAGGGCAAGCCACCAUAGCCAUGAGUGAGGAAUCAAGUGCCAUAAUUCAAAGCAAGCUACCUCCAAAGUUAAAAGAUCCGGGAAGUUUCUCAAUCCCUUGUGUGAUUGGAGGUGCGGUAGUGAGUAGGGCAUUGUGUGACUUGGGGGCUAGUGUUAGCCUCAUUCCUUAUUCACUAUGUAAGAGGUUAAAGUUGGGCGAUCCCAAUAGCACUUCCAUGACUAUACAAUUGGCGGAUCAUUCAGUCAAGCACCCCGUUGGAAUCCUAGAAGAUAUACCGGUAAAAAUUGACAAGUAUUUCAUUCCGGGAGACUUUGUGGUCUUGGAGAUGGAGGAGGAUGAUAGGAUUCCAAUCAUUCUAGGGAGACCUUUCUUAGCUACGGCGGGUGCAAUGAUUGAUGUGAAGAGCGGCACUUUGGUUAUUGAGGUUGGGGAUGACAAAGUGGAAUUCAAUAUCUUCAAGAUGGCUAAAAAUCCUUCUUGUGCUGAUGAGUGUUUUAGAAUGGAUAUUAUUGAAGAUUGUGUACAAGAGUUUGUAAACAAACAUGUCAAAGAUCCUCUUGAAAAAUUCAUUUGGUGA